CUCUGCCACUGCUCGCCUGUUGUUCCGUACCUCUCAACCCUCAAGUCGUAACCCUCGCUGCUGGGUUUCUUCUCUUUCUGCCCGACCUGACCACAACCUCAGCUCUCUUUCCUUCACAUAACCCUCUCCCAACUUCUUUGUCAUAACCGCUUGACUCUUUCUUUGUUGUGUGUUUGUCAUGAAGCCCUGUGUCGGGCGUUGUCAUUGCUUCGCAGCAAACAGACAAAGCCUGGCUCUAAUGUCACCUUGACCACCCUGCCAACGCACGCCACCUUCAAGUCCAACACGACUAUCCCCUCCCACCUCCACCUCCUCUCCCUCCCUCAGAACACUCUCGUUAAAUAUUAUACCCAAAUAUCAUGGCUUCUUGGAAGCCUCCUAGCACCGGGGUCCUUCUGCGGCACGACACCAAAGCCACUAACGCAGAAGAUGCCCCGACACAAGUCAUCCGCUUAGAUCUUGGAGACUCGGCCACGAAAGAUCUCCUUCGUUCUCUUCGACAGAACGAGCCUGUUCGACUUCGAGGUGGAAAGAAACCAACCGUACAAAUAGGAAAGAAAUCCGUCACCCUUGAAACCAGUGCAGUCAACUUCCCCUCGGAACUUUACUCAGCAUCUUCCAGUGACAGUGGCCAUCUGUAUUUCUCGGGAAAAUUAAGCCACACACUCGAGGUCCAGAAAGCUGAAGAGGUUACGGCAAAGAGUGAUGAAGCGUUGGCUGCACUAGAAAGUACACUCAAGUCUAUCCAAGAGCAGAGGGCUUCGAAUGAAACCAGUAUCAUCGGCAGCAAGUCGGACAAGAGAAACGACAAGGGUGUCUCACCUCUACUCUCCCAGAAUUCCUCUCUCAGGAAAGAUCAUCUCCUCGCUGGCAUCAACAGGUCUACCCCAUCCAGUCCCUUCCUCAGUGCAUCCUACUCCCCCAGACAAGGACCCACAUCCGCUCCACUCGCAUCUGGUGUCUCUUCCAAGGACCAGAUCCGUCUCGAUGCCAUCCGCAAACCUCUCAUCCAUCUCCUGGCCAUCAAACCUCUAACCUCGAGAGGCGUUGCCGAGAAGUUGCGCGCUCCACGUGACGAUGUCGAAAAGGUCUUGGACAAAGUUGCUAGAGAUACAAAAGUUGGAGACGGGCGCAAGGAGCUUAAAGAGAAGUCGUAUCGAGAGUUGGAUGUGUUUGAAUUCAGGUAUCGAACCGACGAUGAUCGCCAGGCCGCCAUCAACAAUGCCAUCACCGUCUUUGAUCGUACUCGAGUGGAUAAAAAGGACCCUCUGUGGCAACUGCUUCUUCCCAAGGAGGAGCGUGGCCAAGGCAAAUGUCUGUCGAGACUCAACUUUGAGAAGCCACCGCCAGUGCCUAGUCAUGCCACUCCAAGGCCCACCGACGACGGCUCCGAUACCAAGCCCGAGACAUCUGAUCGUGAGCAGGCCAACAACAAAACCAAGAAGAACACCGCAACUCCACUGAAGAAAGCCAAAGAAAAGUCCAUUGUCUCAAGGGUGAAUGCCAAAGCAGAUACCACCAAGUCCCCCCGAUCCAAAGACACUGUGGCCAAGCCAGCCAAGUCAGAAGGGAAAUUCAAGUCUUCCGAGCGAAUCGAGGAUUCUGACGAAGAAGCCGAAGCCGCCGAAGUUGAGGUUGUCAAGGCUAAACCAAUUGCAGCUGCAAGAGCGAGUGUCAAUCCAAGGAAAAAUGCGGAACAAGAGUCAUCCAGACCUCUUUCUUCGAACCCAACUUCUACAACCAAGACGCUUCACAAGUCUUCGCUCUCUAGCUCCUCUUCCUCGUCAUACAGUGGGAAUGAAAAGGCACGACCUGCGGCAUCCGCAAGUACCAAGUCACUCAAAACAGGCAAUGCUGCAGAAUCGACCUCUAGCAUGUCUCGAAUAUCCCCACGUCCAAGGCACGGUAUCUCCCCCCAGAAACCAUCACCUCUGGGCUCCUCUCCACCCACCACAUCAACCGAUGUUAGCAACUCCGGUCCCAGCAGCAAAGCAUCAAACCAGUCUUCGGCGCCUUCGUCACCACCAUCAGAUUCCGACAUACCCAAACCCAAACAGCAGACCAGCAACAAGUACUCUCCGGUCAUCAAAUCCGACCACACCAAAUCACGCAAUACGCCUCGUGGUGGCAGUCCACUCCGGACCAAGGCUGAAACUGCCAAUGCUGGACGUCCCAGCAAACGCAAAACCGACGUGGAGGAUGAUCGGCCGUCCAAGAGGCAACAAACCGCCAAUUUUACUCCACACACCCAAGCCAAGUCAAUGCCUGAUGACAGCGGUGCAUACCCUUCCCGACCCUCAGCACCCAUCCGUCAAUCCUCCGAUGCGGGGUCUGUUCGUUCAUCGAGCCCCGAGAAGCGAAUACCACGAAGAGCCGAUGUGAUCGUGGAUGCCAAACGGUUUCAAAAAUAUUACAGAAAAUACAAAGAUUUACAUGAACGAAUAUCGUCCGUUGAUGAGAAAGAUCGCGACCCCGAAGACAUGAGCAAUCUAUGGAGAAUGCAUAAGCGGUUGACGGAAAUGAAGGCCGAUAUCUGGGGCAACUGGGAUAAAGUGGAGAAGAUUAGCAAGAUGGGCAAAGUCGACAAGGCUGUGAGACAUGCUGUUGCGGUGGGUUGAAAUUGACAAAUUGGAGUUGUUUUUGGAGGCCAUGCGAUUUGAUUUAUGCGCACACAAGAUCUAUUACCAAGGCCUGGCAAUCGAGAGGCAGAGGCAAAAAAGGAGUUUGUGAUUGGGGAGUUAAGGAAGUUGAAACCACGAUGCGAAUUCGAGCACCGGGAACCAGAACCAUGUGUCUACGAAAGCGAAGAGAAGACGAUGACGCCAGGAUGUCAACAUGUUCAUAUCAGAUCCUCCACGCCGUGGGUGGAUGGAGAAAAAAUGAGAAACAAUAGUGAAUUUAGUCUUGUUCUUUUGAA
This is a messenger RNA of Exophiala mesophila, 2917 nucleotides long. RefSeq lists its product as uncharacterized. The coding region runs from base 360 to 2618 and encodes 752 amino acids. The transcript has a single exon. The record is from RefSeq and is a predicted model, not a curated record. Lineage: Eukaryota; Fungi; Ascomycota; Eurotiomycetes; Chaetothyriales; Herpotrichiellaceae.